Messenger RNA from Trichosurus vulpecula (common brushtail), 2444 nucleotides. It is a transcript of the gene CNMD, whose product is annotated as chondromodulin. Gene Ontology annotation, biological process: negative regulation of endothelial cell proliferation; negative regulation of angiogenesis. Lineage: Eukaryota; Metazoa; Chordata; Mammalia; Diprotodontia; Phalangeridae. The record is from RefSeq and is a predicted model, not a curated record. Bases 1 to 1008 code for a protein of 335 amino acids. The transcript is spliced from 7 exons.
AUGGCAGAGAGCUCAGACAAAGUGCCCAUCGCCCUAGCAGGCCCGGAGGACGUGGAGCAGUGUCGCCCACCCGCGUACACAGCGGUGGCAGUGAGACCCUCCAGCCCCGGGAGGCUGCUCAAGAUCGGAGCCGCGGUUCUCAUAUCUGGGGCCCUGCUGCUGCUCUUCGGGGCUAUCGGCGCCUUUUACUUCUGGAAGGUGAAUGACAAACAUAUUUAUAAUGUCCAUUAUACCAUGAGUAUUAACGGAAAAAUACAGGAGGGAUCAAUGGAAAUAGAUGCUGGGAACAACUUGGAGACCUUUAAAAUAGGAAGCGGAGCUGAAGAAGCGAUUGAAGUUAAUGAUUUCCAGAAUGGCAUUACUGGAAUCCGUUUUGCUGGAGGAGAAAAAUGUUACAUUAAAGUCCAAGUGAAAGCUCACAUACCUCAAGUGGAUGCCAAGACUAAACAGAGCAUCAGCUCAGAACUGGAAGACAAGAUUAUGCCAGUUAAAUUUGAAGAAAAUUCUCUAAUCUGGGUAGCCACAGACCAGCCUGUUAAGGAUAACAGCUUCCUGAGUCCUAAAAUCUUAGAACUUUGUGGAGAUCUUCCUAUUUUCUGGCUUAAACCAACACAUCCAAAAGAAAACCAAAGAGAACGAAGAGAAAUCUUGAGAAAAAUUCGUCAAGCUACUACAAGAAGAGCAAACAGUAGGCCACGGGGUAAUCCAGGCUCUGGAAGGCCAGUUAAUGAAACAAGGCCCAGUAUUCAGGAGGAUACAGAACCCUUCAAUCCAGAUAAUCCUUACCAUCAACUAGAAGAAGGUGAAGGCAUGACAUUUGACCCCAGACUAGAUCACGAAGGCAUCUGCUGUAUUGAAUGCCGGCGGAGUUACACUCAUUGCCAGAGGAUCUGUGAGCCUCUUGGUGGAUACUUUCCCUGGCCUUAUAAUUACCAAGGUUGUCGCUCAGCUUGCAGAGUGGUCAUGCCCUGUAGCUGGUGGGUGGCCCGUAUCUUGGGUAUGGUGUGAGAUGGUUUCCUAUCCUAGGUACAAGAAUUAAGGCAAGAAAAAAAAUUGAUGAAAUGAUGAGACGACUACAGCUAAAGAAGUAUGGAGAUUCUUGGAUUUGAGGACACUGAAAUAUACAGUCAUGUGUCAUAAGUAGGUCAUUCUAGAUGCCUUUAUUAUUUUCUACUGCUUUAAAUUUUUAAUGAUGCAAAAUAUAUUUUCUCCCAGUAUGGGAAAAAUUCACCAAAAGGGCAAUGUGACACCAGAAAUACACAAUCUCCUUUUUUGCUGUGGAAUUUGGUUUAUCAAUAGUACCAUUUGUUUAUAAAUAACCCUCUGUUUCUGAGAUACAUGUGGAAAGCAAUGUCCAGCUAGUCUAAAACCCAACUUCUACAUUUGGAAGUACCUUUUAAACCAAGCCACUGAUAAAAAUAAAUCACAGGUCAAGUUGUCCCGUUAUUAUUCAUACUAAGUUCCAGGAUCAUUUUGUAUACAACAGUCACAACUCAUCCAAUUCCAGCAAAUAUGCUCCAGAGGCUACAAAAAUGUAAGUCAGAUAAGAACCAAAAGAAGUUGAAAGAAUAAACUACAGAAUGGAAUAUGCUAACAUAAAUGCUAUCUAUGGAACUCAAAGUGAUGGAAACAUGGUUAAGUUCCUAAUCUAUAGAAUAUGAUACACAAUGCCAUAAUCCUUAAACAUCAUCAGUUCCAGGAAACUCUCUUUAGGAUGAACAUGGUCAAAUUUAACCAAAGGCAAAUCUUCCUGAGGGUGGGGAGGGAAGACAAAACUUUACUAUCAAAAUUUAGAGAAGCAGAUAAUCACAGUUUUUUCAACCUGCUUCCAAUAAAGGGUCACCAGUAAUAAAGCAGGAUAGUGAUUUCCACCUUUGUAGUACAAAUCAGGCUACCGGAGGGAGUCCAAUUAUUAAGAAAUCCCUCUCUUGGUAAUGGGGCUGAUGCUGUUGCUUAGAAGAUAUGGCCUAAGAGGAAUAACAAAUAUCUUUUGAAAUUAAAACAUUUCUCUAAUGAAAGCAUGAAGAAAUUUUACAUUUUUUUUUUUGACAUUUAAGUUCUGAGUGACAGAAUUUUAGAGAGCCAUAAAAACACUUUUCUAAAGAAAAAUUAAAAGUUGCUUUUGGGAAGAUUCAUAAAUAUGAGCUGAGGAAGGGGAAAGGAAGGUCAUCAUGCCCUUGAAACAUCACUAAUUUCUCAACAUAAUAAUUAUGAAUGCAACAUGCUUAUAAUGCUGAUGUCAAAAUUCUUAUUUUUAAUGAAUUACACAUUGCUGCCAAUGAAAAUAUAUAAAAAUGCCAAAAUAUUUUCACCCUUUUCUUUCUAACUUGGUUACUGGGUCCUUGUUCACACACUUGCAUUCAGUGAGAUGGGACGUGAAGCACUGCAGCAAGCUGAGUCUACAGAGGAACCAAGAAGGAGCAACGGUUUAAAGCAGAAAUAAA